GGCAGCUGCCGCGUCGCCGGAAGUGACGCGCGGCAUCCUCUCGCUGCGGGAGAACGGAGACAAAAGCGACCGUAGCGUGGCGUUCGCUUCCAACGCCGAGUCCGACGGCCAGCGUUAAGAAAAAAAAAGAAAGAAACGCAAAAAUGACCACGACGGCGCUGACGUCCGAGUGGCAACCGUCGGCGGUCUUAAGCGGCCGGCCAAUGUCGCGCUCGUAGCCGACGGCCCGCCCCGCCUCAGCCGCCGCCCGCCCGCCAUGUCGGAGCUCCCGCCGCUGCCUCCGGAGCUGUGGGUGUCGGUGCUGAACUUCCUGGGCCCCGCCGACAUGCAGGCGGUGCGCUGCUCGUGCCGGGCCCUGCGCCUGCUGGCCGACCACCCUUACCUGUGGCGGGGCCGGACGGUGGUGCUGUCCGACCUGCGCCGCUACACCUUCGGCUUCUGGGACACGCUGCGCCGGCGCAAGCUGACCCGCGUGGCCGUGCGCCACCUGCGCCGCAAGGAGUGGCGGCGCCUGGUCAAGUUCCUGCCUUCGCUCAGCGCCGUGGCCUUCGUCAACGGCGGCCGCGUCUACAAGCAGAAGUACCUGGACCACCUGCUGCAGUUCUCCGACGUGCGCGAGCUGGCCGUGCGCGACGCCGCCUGGUCCGAGCCCAUGCUGGGCCCGAGCCUGGCCGCGCACCUGAGCGCCCGGCUCACCCGCCUGAGCGUGUGCAACGUGCGCCUGCGCUCCGCCGCCGACUUCGUCCGCGCCUUGGCCGCCCUGGGCAACCUGCGCUCCCUGCUCUUCCACCAGCAGGGGGAGGGCUGCGGCCUGGACCGGGUGCGCCCGGUGCCCCGCGACGACUUCCACCGCAUGAUGACCGGCCUGCCCAAGCUGGCGCACCUCUCGUGGGGCAUGAGGGGCGAGCCCCAGGAGCCCCUGCCCGACGACUACCUGAGCCCGCCGGACCCGCGGCGUGCGAGCUCUCAGUACGGGGGUCCGGCCCUGAGCAGUUUGGAGCUGGUGGACUACCCCGAGACCAUCCUGCCCUACAACGCGCUGAGGAGUUUGACGUCGCUGCGCUCGCUCACGGUGCAUUACCGCUACAUCCGCGACGGGCUGGACUGUCGCCUGGCGUCCUGGCUGGCGCCGCUCAUGCGCCUGGAGACCCUCAGCAUCGUGGGCGGGAACUCCCUGUCGCUGUACACCAACACCAUCCCGGCCAGCGUCACGCGGCUGACGCUGCGCGUGGCCAUCACGCUGAAGGAUUUGGACUCCAUCGCGCCCAAAGUUCUGGCCCUGGAGCACCUGGACAUCGAGCAGAACCGCUCCAGCGGAAGCCUGUGCCGACGCAUCCCCAUGUUGUUCCCUCAACUGCGGACGCUGCGCAUACGGUUCUUCCGCCGCGAGCCCGAGAAGGACCUCUUGAGCCUGCAGCGUCUUCGUCACCUGGAGCGUCUGGAGCUCCUGGUGGAGCGCUCUUUCAUCCUGAGGGACUACCUGAACGGCCACCCGUGGCCCAGCCCCUGCGUUCAGGAGCUCAUCGACCAGCUGGUGCGGCUGUCGGCCAACCGCAUCACCGUCGUGACCGCCAUGCGCCGCCGUAACCCGCUCAGAGAGUGUAACUGCGUCUGGGAGGGCGACUGACGAGAGCGAGGGACAACUUUGCCGGGCGCCCGCCACAACUUGGUUGUUGAGUUGACGACCCGCCGAAACCUAACCCGAGCUGGCCUCGAGGCGCGAUGCGCCCAGCUCGGACGAGAGCGGACCAGACCAAACGGGACGGGACUAGGCGGCACGAGAUUGGACAGGACAAUGCAA
Messenger RNA from Hippocampus comes (tiger tail seahorse), 1801 nucleotides. RefSeq lists its product as uncharacterized. The transcript has 4 exons. The coding region runs from base 257 to 1627 and encodes 456 amino acids. Lineage: Eukaryota; Metazoa; Chordata; Actinopteri; Syngnathiformes; Syngnathidae. Gene Ontology annotation, molecular function: protein binding. The record is from RefSeq and is a predicted model, not a curated record.